CUCUUUCUAGUAGGCUCAUCACAUUGGGUGACUGCUCUAAGCUGCCUCGGGUCGCACCACGAUCGAGCAUCUCGGCGGCUGCGCUCACAUCCUCAGUCGGCAUGAGAGGAAGGACACGGCGGCUGCAGAGAACCGACUGCGCCGCGACAAUUACAACCCGAAAGAGAUUUCUACCAAUAUAGGCAACAGCUCCGGGAUCCGAGUUUUUUGUUUCAAUUAACACGGGGCAGGCAACGUGGCUGGAAAGGGAGUCUGCAAGACGUCAGACUAUCUAGUGAGCUGCCUACCUAGACAGCUUUUUUAGUCACCAUACCGCGUUCGUGCGCGCUCCGGGCAGCAUUCAUUCACUGUCGCUGUCCACACACACAUGUACAGUAUGUGUGAACGUGCGGAGAAGUUGAAGAUGCCACUCUGAAUCAUCUGUGCGCUUGGGUCGACGAUAACAAGCCAUUUUCUAUGGAUCCGUUGAUCGUCGUCUUCUCAAACCACAAGGCUCGUUCCUACAAGCACAUCUGAGUCCUGCAAGCAGACUCUCCCCACUCUCCAUCUCACAGCAAAUACAGCAAGCAGAUAAGAGAUCACACCAGUAGUAUUUCCAUCAUGAGACUGGUGUUAAAGUUCCUGGACAAGAUGAGGUGUUUCCGGAAACGUUCCACCAUUCCUUUUCUGGUGGCUCUCAUUACCUUCCUGCUCUUCAUAAACCUCUACAUCGAGGAUGGCUAUGUGCUGGAGGAAGAUAAACGUCAGUUGCGAGAAACCUCAAUGCAUCCGCUGAACUCGGAGCGAUAUGUUCAUAACUUUAAAGAUAUCACCAAUUUUUCUGGAACAAUCAAUGUGACUUAUCGCUACCUUGCUGGAACACCUUUACCUCGAAAGAAGUAUCUCACUAUUGGAUUGUCAUCUGUGAAAAGAAAACGAGGAAACUACCUUUUGGAGACCAUCAAGUCCAUUUUUGACCAAUCAAGUUACGAGGAGCUCAAGGAGAUCGUUGUGGUUGUCCACUUGGCAGAUUUCGACCUGGCAUGGUGCGAGAGCCUAGUUCAAGAAAUCUCAAGGAAAUUCGGCCACCAUAUCAUUGCAGGACGGCUGCUAGUUAUCCAUGCACCUGAGGAGUACUACCCGUCCCUGGAUGGGCUGAAGAGAAAUUAUAAUGAUCCAGAGGAUAGAGUACGAUUCCGUUCCAAACAGAAUGUAGAUUACGCGUUUCUGCUCAACUUCUGCACCAACCUGUCAGACUUCUACAUGAUGUUGGAGGAUGAUGUGCGCUGCUCCAGAAACUUCCUCACUGCCUUGAAGAAAGUGGUGUCAUCUAGGGAGGGAUCGUACUGGGUGAUGCUGGAAUUCUCUAAAUUGGGCUACAUUGGGAAGCUGUACCACUCACGAGACCUUCCCAGACUUGCCCAUUUCCUGCUCAUGUUCUAUCAGGAGAUGCCUUGCGAUUGGCUUCUUAUUCAUUUCCGAGGCCUGCUGGCCCAGAAAGAUGCGAUUCGCUUCAAGCCUUCCCUUUUCCAACACAUGGGUUACUAUUCCUCUUAUAAGGGUGCAGAAAACAAACUUAAGGAUGAUGACUUUGAGGAAGACUCCCUUGAUAUCCCAGACAACCCACCUGCCAGUUUGUACACAAACAUAAAUGUGUUUGAGAGCUAUGAUGCUGCCAAAGCUUACAGUAGCGUGGACGAGUACUUUUGGGGCAAGGCCCCAUCCACUGGGGACUUUUAUGUUAUAGUGUUCAACAAGGCAACAAAAAUCAGUAAAAUCAAGAUCAUCACGGGAACAGAUGAUCGCCAGAAUGAUAUUUUGCAUCAUGGAGCUCUGGAAGUGGGAGAGAAAUCAAUAGGAACCAAAAAGGGAAGGCAGUGCUCCUCCUAUAUAACUUUAGGGGAGUUUAAAAAUGGAAACAUUGAGGUUUAUGAUGUGGACCACAAGAUAGCGUUUGAUAUUGAGUGUGUUCGCGUUGUGGUGACGGCAAGUCAGAAGGAAUGGCUUAUCAUUAGAAGCAUAAGCCUCUGGACUACACAAGGUGCCAGUCAAUGAGAACAUUUUUGAACCAUAGCUCAAGGCACAAGUAUCUGUUUAUUUAUCUAUUUAUUUAUUAUUUAUUCACUCUCACCUGAGAAAUCUUUAUUUAUUUAUCAGACUAAUUUAAAGGAAAAUUUAAAGGCAGUACAAGAUUUCACACAUCAGUGGGAGGCGUACUCCCUUUUUCCAUUUUUACUCCAUAAUGUCAAAAAGCUUUGUCUCAGUUGUUUUUUGCCUUAUUUUCCAGUGAAGAUUCCUAAGCAUCUUUAAAAUCAGAAUAAUUUAUGUGAGAAACAAAAAUCAAUAUAUUUUUUAAUUAACUUUUUCUUACUUAAAUCAUAAAUCUAUUAAGGUAUGGUGAGGUUUAUGCUUAAAAUAAGAAAAAAAAAAAUUUGACAGUGGAGUAAGAAAGAUGUUCUUAGUACCUUGCAUCAUUGUGUUUUUAGUAAACGUGUCCUGUUUAAAAGAAUGUUUAUACAUUUUAACUGGAAAACAAGACAAAAAUACAGUUUAAGGAAGUGAUUUUCUGCAGUGUAGCUCUUUCCCAUAUUUUAUCAGACACAUUAUCCUAUUGUAGCCAUUGAAAAAGUUGAUUGAAGCUGAACUGUCAGCAUUUCAUUUCGCUUUACCGAAAUGAAUUUUUUUUUUUCUUCAAUACAUCAAAAAAAAAAUAUGCUUAUCCCUCUCUCCUUUCAGCCAACACAGGGUCAAUAUUGCCUUGAAUAUACAAUGUAUUGUGGCAUGAAUCUACUCAGCAACAUUUCAUACUAUCUCCCCACUGAAUGAUAACAGAAAUGUUAUUCAAUCAACUUUAGGCCAAAAUAGUCUCCUUGGUAUAGUUUUGGUUUGUUUGUGCAUUUCUUCAGAGGCAUGGACUGGAACAGUGUGGGUAUUCGCCCAUCUUCUGAAGUGUUGUGAUUGGACAGUACAGUGACAAAUGAAGUAAACCUCCUUCCCCUUUUCAGUAUUUUCCUCCUAUCUUUUGCUCAGCGCAAUUUUACCAGGGUAAAUUGGAUUUUGUUUGGCUCAUUCCCCCAUAAAAUUACACCAGCAACAACCACCCCAGUGAAGGCUGUUCUCAUAGCAAACCCCUGGCUGGAAUUGUUGGACGCAGCAUCUAAAUGCAGUUUUGUGUCAUUGUGUGAGUCUAUAUGCACUAUAGACCAUUACUUUUUGUUUACUCAAAUGACUUUGUCAUAAGAUGUUUUGAGAGACGUCACAACCAUCUAAUUACGCCGCUACACUGAACAUGUCACAAAAAAAUGCAAUAAUAAGACAACUGUUUACAUGACUCUGUAAUGUUGCAGAAUGUGUUUAUCUUACUUUAUUUGAAGACACGCCAUUUUUUUCACAUCAAAAAAAGACUCUGUAAUUUGCAUGAUUUUUGCAGUGGUCUUUGCCAACACCCAAGAUACAGUCCAAAAUUGACGUUAAGAAGUGCUUUGCACCAACAUAUGUCAAAAAUUAACUUUGCCAUGAUUAUCAAGAAGCCAUUACUAGCACUAUUUCUCAGGCUAGAAAUGUGUUAAAUUGCUGUAUACAUUUAUUUUCAUCCCAGGUCAGAAUUGCAUUGUUUCCUUGUCAGUUUUUCACUCCGUUUAUUGGAAAGUGAAUACCUCUUGCCCAAUUGUAUUUGUGAAUGGUCUUUUGGAUGCAUUUCAGACUUCUAUGGCUAUUUAAUGUCACAGUAUGUUUUCAAUAGUUUUGUAAUGCUUUCUUGUGAGCAAAGCACAGGUCCUUUUUUUAAACAGCCAGCUAAAUUUUAGGGCUGGGUGUGUAAUAAAAUGUUACAAAUGAAAAUAUUGGAAGGUUUUGUCUUCCUAAUAAAACAACUGAAUACAUAAUUGUUCAUGCAUGAGCUAAGAAAGAAUGCCGCCGUGUUAGUACGCCUGUCGGUUUUAGGCUUUGACUUGUUUCCAAGUGUCUACUCUGAACUUGACUGGCAUUGUACUGUACUUGAUUUGUAAUUUAACUGUACUAAUACUACAUUGCAACAAUGGACAUCUCGCGUAUUGUGCUGCAUAGGUGAAGAGAAUGUGUUAUGAUGUAGAGUUAUGUUGUAUUUCUCCCACACUGUUUGUCACAUGGUACUGUAUCUAUAUUGUAAAAUGACAUAUAUUUUUUUACAUUUAUCAUUAGAACUGUUUGCCUUGUAUAUUGUACCUAAAUAUACUUUGACUCAAGUGCUGAGUUGACAAAAAUGAA
Megalobrama amblycephala (Wuchang bream) is the source of this 4224-nucleotide messenger RNA. It is a transcript of the gene mgat4c, whose product is annotated as mgat4 family member C. The record is from RefSeq and is a predicted model, not a curated record. The transcript is spliced from 6 exons. NCBI's taxonomy places the organism in Eukaryota, Metazoa, Chordata, Actinopteri, Cypriniformes, Xenocyprididae. The coding region runs from base 601 to 2034 and encodes 477 amino acids. Gene Ontology annotation, biological process: protein N-linked glycosylation. Gene Ontology annotation, molecular function: acetylglucosaminyltransferase activity.